CUUUUCAAUAUUUGGAGCAUUAAUGAUUGCAAGUUCAUUGUACGAAUAUUUCACUGUUCACUGUCAAAAAUCCACUCCAAUUCCAGUCUUAUUGGCAUUUUCGGUAUUAACAAAUGGCAAGAAACUAUUUACAAUCAAUACCAAAAGUUCACCAAACAACAUUGACUGUUUGACAGGAGUUCGCGUGAUAACAAUGUUGUGGAUUGUUUAUGGUCACACUGUUAUGCAGACAAAAAUUGCUCCAGUUAUUAAUAAAAUUGAUAUGCAAUCAUGGUUCACAGAUUUUUGGUCAAUGGUAGUCGGAAAUGCAACAAUUUCAGUUGAUACGUUCUUCUUUAUAAGUGGACUUUUAGUUGCAUGGUUAGGCUUCAAGGAAUUAGAUAAAACGGGUGGUAAACUAAAUUUUAUCAUGAUGUACGUUCAUCGUUACAUCCGGCUAACACCUCCAGUUGCUGCUGUACUUCUUUACAAGCUCAGUAUUAAUAGACUGAUUUAUUCCGGUCCAAUGAGGAUAGAUUAUAUCGAUAAAGCUCAGUGUACUAGUGAAAAUUGGUGGCCAGUUCUACUUUAUAUUGCAAAUUAUUUUGUUCAGGAACCAAGGUGUUUUGAUGUUACUUGGUAUUUGAACGUAGACUUCCAACUUUAUAUCCUUUCUCCACUUCUUCUGAUUCCGAUGUGGAAAUAUGGAAAGAAAUUUGCUCCGAUAUUACUACUUCUGUCAAUUGGUUCAAAUGCAUGGAUGAUGGUUAAUUUUUAUCAAAAUAGUUAUACUGGUCUUUUAUCUGGAACCAAUACAAAUACUUGGGCAAAGGUUUACGUUCCAACUCACCUUCGAUGUUCUCCUUGGUUAGUUGGAUUAGGAUUUGGUUACUUUAUGCAUGUUAAUCGACAGAAGAAGUCUCAGAUAUCAAAGAUCUAUCAACUUCUAGGUUGGAUAGCUUGUUUAGCUAUUUUCUUCGCCAUUGUCUUUGGACCUUAUUUCACAGUUGAUUCUGAAGGUAAUGCUUCAAUGUUAGAAGCUGCACUAUACGAAGGAUGGAAACGAUUUUCUUGGGCUAUUGCAUUAUGUUGGUUAACAUUUGCAUGUCAUUUUGGUAUUGGAGGAUUAAUCAAUUCAUUUUUGUCACAUCCAUUUUGGCAACCUUUUGGUCGUGUGUCAUUUGCAUUGUAUUUAAUACAUUUGACGGUUAUUAAUAUAAAUUUUGGAACACUUCGUUCGGAGAUAUUCUUUUCGGAUUAUCACAUGAUGCUUCAACUUUGUGGUGCAUUUGGAAUUUCAUUGACGUUUGCUAUAUUGGUAACAUUAGCAUUUGAAUCUCCUAUUUUUGUGUUGGAAAAAUUCAUUUUUGGAGGAAAACCAAAGUCAGAUAAGAAAUCACUUGAAUCAAACGGUUUGAAUCAAGUUGUACUUGAUUUAUCUAAAACACAAAAUGGAAAAUGCAGACAUUUUUUUCGAUAUUUCAAUGCAAAAGAUAUCCUUUAUUUCAGUCACUUGUGUAAGAUACUGAUAAAAAAUGGACGAGAGACUUCCGUAUCCGUAAAGAUCAACAAUGUUCAAUCAAUUGCAGUUUUAAAUAAUGUAACAGUGUCAAGUGAUUUUCUUUGGGAUUCGUUACGUGAAAGAUUUCAAAACAUCAAAAAUGAUAUUAAUUUCAAUUCAAGUUUAACUUUUUCAUCACAAAAAUGCAUUGAUCAUAUGCUUGCUCUAUUAAAUCACUAUCCAAGCCCGAAAGUAAAUCGAAUUUUUAAUUCUUGGGGCAAACUGCCAUCAGGUAUUGAAUAUGGAAACUUUUAUGAUACCGGAAACUUUGAUCAGUGUGUAAAAACAUCUAUAAAAUUUAAUGAUGAAGAUUUAUCCGUGGUAGAUGGAAAAUAUUGUUUUGCCAAAAUAAAACCAAAUGAUGUUUAUUCACUGGAAAAGAAUAUUGCUCGACUUUCUCCAUUGCCAAAUGAUUUUGAAAUAAAUAUUGGAAUAUGCGUUCCUGAUAGUUGCAGUGAGGAAUUUUUAACAUCUGUAUUUUCGCAGCCGAAUGGAAGUACAAAUUUUACAGAGAUAUCUGUUUCGAAUUGUUCGAAUGGAAAAAGACCACCGAUGAAGAUAAUAAAUUAUUUUGGAAUUUUCAAUGUUACACAUUUUUUUUAUUUUUUAAUAUUCACUUUCUGUAGAGCAAUAUUUUCUUUAUUUGCAGUAUUUAUGAUCUUGAGUUCAAUCUAUGAUGCCUGUACUACUAACAAUAAAAAAUCUCCAAAAUCUAUCUUCUUAGCAUUUUCGAUAUUUUCAAAUGGCAAAAAGAUAUUUGCAAUCGACACAACCAAAUCUCCAAAAAAUAUUGACUGUCUCACUGGAAUUCGUGUUGUUUCAAUGAUAAUGAUUAUAAAUUUUCACACUUACCUCAAUACUUCAUUUAUUCCAUGGAUCAACGAAAUUGACAAUCUACCUUGGUCGAAAACAUUAUGGUCAAUGUACAUUAUGAAUGCUGGAAUGGGAGUUGAUUCGUUCUUCUUUAUAAGUGGUCUACUUGCAGCUUGGAGUGGUUUGCAAAAAAUGGAUAAAACGAAAGGUAAACUCAAUAUUGGAAUGAUGUACGUUCAUCGUUAUAUUCGUUUGACACCAGUUGUUGCUGCCACAAUCUUAUUCGUUAUGAGCAUAAAUGAAUUUAUUUACACUGGACCGUUUAGAGAUAUUGUUUUGUCAAAAAAUCAAUGCAACAAAAACACUUGGUGGCCAAAUCUGUUAUAUAUUCAAAAUUACUAUCAUCCAGAUGGAUUAUGUAAUAAUGAAACAUGGUAUCUUGCAGCUGAUUUCCAACUCUAUGUUUUAUCACCGCUUCUUUUGAUUCCACUGUGGAAAUGGGGAACAACAUUUAGCCCUGUUUUGUUGAUCCUAUCUCUUAUAUCCGUUGGACAGGUUAUGACGGUUUACAUCUCAAAACAAUUCACUGGACUUUUAAACGUAUCCGACGAAAAUAAAUGGGAAUUAACUUACAUCCCAACCCAUGCCAGAUGUCCUCCAUGGUUAGUUGGGUUAGCUGUUGGCUAUUUUAUGCAUAAAAACCGAACGAAAAUUUUCCAUAUUCCCAAGAUUCUUCAACUGAUUUUAUGGGUAAUAAGUCUUACAUUAUUAUUUGGCAGUGUCUUUGGACCUUACUUCACCGAAAAUGGUCGUUCUUCAGUUCUAGUCACUGCAUUUUAUGGAGGUUGGAAACACUUUGCAUGGGGAAUUGCCUUAGCAUGGAUAACAUUUGCUUGUCAUUUUGGAUUUGGUGGAAUUUUAAAUACUUUUCUAUCGCAUCCAUUUUGGCAGCCUUUGGGACGUUUAACUUAUUCAAUGUAUCUGACAAAUAUGAUUGUUUUAGGAAUACAUUUUGGAAUGAUGAGAACGCCAGUGUAUUUUUCUGAUUAUAAUGAGAUCCUAUAUUGUUGGAGCACUUUUGGAAUGACAUUAGUUGCAGCAAUUGUUAUGGCUUUGGCAUUUGAAUAUCCUGUUUUAGUUUUAGAAAAAUGCUUAUUACGAAAGAAAGCGGUGAAAAAGAAGACGACGGAAGAAGAAUUAUCCGCUCCAGCUUAAUAUUUAUGAAUUAAAUUGAUAUCGUCACUCUGGUGUAUGAGUAACAUUUUUUCUACAAAUAGCUAAAACUUCUAGUUAAAAAAAUUCGAACAUACUUACCUUAGCGAAAAAAAUUGGUCAAAAUAUAUAAUGGAUUCAAGAUGUUGUUGUUCAAAGAUAAUAAUGGAAUUGACGGAAAAACAGCAGCCUAACUGCAAGUAUGGAAACAUACGAAACAUGAAUAAUAUAGGAAUAUUAUCCAUCUAUCGGCUCACGGACGGGUGCGAAUUUGGCUGGACAAAAUUUUAAAAUUUAAAAAAAGUGUUCGCAAAACAUCAUUUUAAAGUUUUGGAUGCAUGGGGCCAUUAUCCAUCCGGAGUACAAUAUGGCAACAA
Episyrphus balteatus (marmalade hoverfly) is the source of this 3942-nucleotide messenger RNA. Its product is annotated as nose resistant to fluoxetine protein 6-like. Gene Ontology annotation, molecular function: acyltransferase activity, transferring groups other than amino-acyl groups. Bases 23 to 3568 code for a protein of 1181 amino acids. The record is from RefSeq and is a predicted model, not a curated record. NCBI's taxonomy places the organism in Eukaryota, Metazoa, Arthropoda, Insecta, Diptera, Syrphidae. The transcript has 20 exons.